GACCAUCGUUGUUGAUGACUCUCUCCCUUCAGUCCAUGAAGAGGCGAACUCACUAAGUUCACUUGAGUUUUUCAGAGAAUUGGGACGACACUUCACGGCUGCGGGGAUUCCCCGGAGGAGAAGUCAACGAGGGCACGUUGAACGACUGAUGAAACGCAGCUUCACGCAUCAUCCCAACCAACCCAACCAGCGAAUGUAACCAGUACUAGCCAAUCAGAGGCAGAGUAGGGCGGGUCAUGACUUCGCCAUCCUAGGAAAAGAAAUUUGGCGAGCGGUUUGUAACUAGCUGUGAGCCGCCAUCAGAGCUCCUGCUUCCUGGUUAAAAAUGUCUAAAAUAACCGAGUUGCGGGUCCUGGUGAGACGCAGACUGAAGGCAGCUGCGGAGGAGAUCUGCGGGGUUCUGGACCAGACUCUGGAGGAGUUGGAGAAGGAAGUCUGCCGCCAGCGGAAGCUGCUGGACAUCGUGCUCAGUCCGCAGAUCCGUCUGCACAGACUGGACGUCCAGCAGCUGUUGGAGAGUAAAGAAGAGGUUCCCCCUGAGCAGCAAGAGGGGAGCUCCAGUCUGGACCAGGAUGACCCAGAGCCCCCACACAUUAAAGAGGAACAGGAGGAAUUCUGGACCAGUCAGGAGGGAGAGCAGCUUCCAGGGCUGGAGGAGGCUGAUAUCAUCAGGUUCACAUACAUUCCUGUCCCACAUGAAGAUAAUGAAGAGAAACCUCAAUCCUCACAGCUUCAUCAAAGACAAACUCCAGCCAGCAGAGCAACUGAACAGAUGGAAACAGAAGCUGAUGGAGAGAACUGUGGCGGACCAGCCAGAAACUUGGUCCUUCAUAGGGGUAGGAGACAUUAUGCUAGGAAAAAUAUGUUUCGUGUCUUUGGUUGCUCUGAGUGCGGUAAAUCAUAUCACUACAGUUACCUUCUGGAGAGACACAUGAGAACUCACACAGGAGAGAAACCGUUCAGUUGCUCGUUGUGUGGAAAAGAAUUUACACAAAAGGGACAUGUGACACAACACAUGGCUGUCCACUCAGCUGAGAAACGAUUCAGCUGUCAUCUUUGUCACAAAAGAUUCACCUGGCGUUCACAGAUCAAAAAACACAAGUGUGUUCGAAAGUCCUCACAGCUUCAUCAAAGCCAAACUGAGGAGAACAGAGAGGCUGAGCCUCCAGCCAGCAGCUCAACUGAACAGAUAAAAACAGAAGCUGAUGGAGAGGACUAUGAAGGAUCAGAACCAGCCAGGAACUCACACACAGAUAGACAUUUACAAUCAGUUAGUGAUGACAAGACUUUAGACUCUACUGAGACUGGAUUCAGUGAUCAUUGGAAGGAAACCAGGGAACCUCAGUCAGGUUUAAUCUCUCUGAAAAAUAAUAAAGUCUGUGUAAGUGAUGAGAGAUGUAACACAGAUAAGAAAUCAUUCGGUCACUCUACAUGUGUGAAGAGAUUUGGUUCCAAACCAUGUGUGAAGGGACACAUGAGAACUCAUGCAGCAGAGAAAAGAUUUAGUUGUUCAAUUUGUGGUAAAAGAUACACAGUUAGGGGAAAUUUGGUAUCCCACAUGGCACUUCACUCAGGGGAGAAACGUUUUAGUUGCAGCGUUUGCAAAAAAAGAUUCACCUGGCAUACACAACGCAAGAGACACAUGUGUGUUAGUAAAUCCUCCCAGCUUCAUCAAAGCCAAACUGAGGAGAACAGAGAGGCAGAAACUCCAACCAGUAGCUCAACUGAGCAGAUAAAAACAGAAGCUGAUGAAGAGGACUGGAGGAUCAGAACCAGCCAGGAACUCACAUCCAGAUAAACAUUUACAACCAGUUUGUGAAGACUUAAGACUCUAACCCAAAUCUGAAGGCACACAUGAGACUCAGGAGAGAAACCAUUCAGCUGUUCACUUUGUGACAAAAGAUUAAUUUGGCAACAUCAGCUUUAAACUCAUAAGUGUAUCCGUUAUGAGUCCUCAUGGCUCUGUCAAAGCCAAACUGAGGAGAACUGAGAGGCAGAGACAGUAGCUCAACUGAACAGAUGAAAACAGAAGCUGAUGGAGAGGACUGUAGAGGAUCAGAACCAGCCAGGAGCUCACAUCCAGAUAGACAUUUACAACCAGUUAGUGAUGAUAAGACUUCAGAAUCUUCUGAAGCUGAGACUGAGACUUUCAGUCAGGUUUAAACUCUCAGGAAAAUAAAGAAGUGAUAGAGAUGUAGAGAUGUAGUACUCAUAGGAAAUCAUUAAGCUGCUCUGAGUGUGGAAAAAGAUUUGGCCAGUUAGGAAGUUUACAAACUCACAUGCAAAGUCAUACAGGAGAGGAACCAUUUAGCUGCUCAGUUUGUAAUAAACACUUGUGGUGCAUUGAUUGAUGUAGAUUAACUUUAACUAAACACAUGCUAAUUUACACUCCAUCUUAAAAUGUCUUUCAAUUACUGACUCAGUCUCCCUGGUUGAGACAGGAACAACAUGGAUUGAAAUAAUAACAUCAGAGGAAGGAAGAGUUCAUCUUCUGCUUAAAGCCUUUACAAUAAUCGACUGGUAGUCCACAUACAGUUCUACGGUUGAGUACCCCCCCCCCUCUCUACUUUUCUGGUACUGACCAAAAUGUAAGUUUCUUUAUUAGAACUAUUUACAGCAAGAAGAUGGUUGUCACAAUAACAAUACCAGCAGUAACACAUUGAUAAUAAUAAUUAUAAAAAAAUAAUACAUCAAAAAGGGACAAGGAAAAGAGAAGACGAUGGAGAAAAAAAAAGGUAAAAAUAAAUAAAUAAAAAGAAUUGUCAGUGAGCACACUGUGCAAACAGGCUUAUCUUAAAUGAUUAUAUUGCAUCUCACAUGAUGUAUGGGAAGGGAAGGAGCAGGCAAUGCCAGUAGACUAUGUCUUCUAAUCUUUGUUAGGUGAAAAGUUAAUGUUUCUGAUGUAAUCAGAAUGGAUGAGCCCCUUUAAGUCUAUUUUUUUCCAGUUCAAGGAAGUAAAGAAUAUCUGUAAUCCAAUGAAAAUGAGAGGGAGAAAUUUUGGCCUUCCAAUUAAGCUGUAUCAUCUUACCAGCGAAAUGUCAGUUUCUAAAACUCUCAAGUAUCUGAUCUUAACGUCUGUUCAGAUUCAUCAUUUUGUUUUCUACAUUUACCGUAUUAUUUUCAACUGGAAUUGUUUCCACUGAUCUCACAACCUCACACCUUCUUCAGAGAUCAUUUUGUAAUUAUCAGUCUCUCAGCUCAAAUGGGUGAUGUACAAUGUACAGCAAGGUAUUUCUGCCACCAUUACAAACAUAUUUGCUCAGCUUCUUGUAAGAUAAUUUUCUUAUUUUAACAAGAUCCCUUUCACAUUGUGACAGUUUUUUUUGUGUUUUCAUGUUGAUAUUUUUGCUAUUACAACAAAACAAAUAUUUCAUUUUAUCAAGAAAACCUUGUUAUUACUACAUAUUAUUUAUCUUAUUACAACAGAAACUUUGUCAUCAUUACACAAAAUCUACUCAAAAUGAGAAACAUGUACAUAACUUUAAAACAAGAAAAGUGAGAUAUAUCGUUAUAACAAAAAAUGUUAUAGGGUAAAAUGAUCUUUUAAAAAGAGAAUGUUUUGUCAUGUUGGCUGCAACAUGCUGCUGUAAUAGAAUGUUUAAGACACGGCUGUUCAUUCAUACAGCUUCGAUCAGUAUUGGAUGUAUUUGUGUAUUUUUAUGUUUAUCAAAAGCUGUUGAUACUGGUGAUUGUAAUAUUUUGCUUAAAUUAUCUUGUUAAUGCUCCAUAAUUAUAUUAUUAACCAACAACACUUUGUAAGUGUAAAUGGAAGCUCAUCUAUUAUGAUCUGAGCUGGUUCUGGUGUCCCACAGGGUUCUAUUCUUGGACUUGUCUUUAUCUUUCAUCCAUGUUUCUUUCACUCUUUGCAGAUGAUACCAGUCUGUUUCUGUCACAUCAGAUAAAUUAUUCCACACUUACUUCUGAUGAAAGUUCUGAACUAGAUAUAAAAUUUCAAAUUCAACAAACUUUCGCCGUAUAUCAAAUAAAUCUAACUUUAUUUACUGCCAAAACCCAAAUAUACUGUAAAUGUUAUUCUUUCCCUUUUAUUGGACAUUAUUACUAAUGCCUCAAUUUU
Thunnus maccoyii (southern bluefin tuna) is the source of this 4075-nucleotide messenger RNA. RefSeq names its product zinc finger protein 135-like. The coding region runs from base 326 to 1798 and encodes 490 amino acids. NCBI's taxonomy places the organism in Eukaryota, Metazoa, Chordata, Actinopteri, Scombriformes, Scombridae. Gene Ontology annotation, cellular component: nucleus. The record is from RefSeq and is a predicted model, not a curated record. The transcript has 2 exons.